Messenger RNA from Symbiodinium natans, 6564 nucleotides. The record is from the annotation of a GenBank genome assembly. Lineage: Eukaryota; Dinophyceae; Suessiales; Symbiodiniaceae.
AUGCGGAGGCAGAAGCUGCCUGCCAGGAGGCAUGCCUUCAUGCAGGGCGUCAGUUCCUGGUACAAGAUGAUCCAAGCACAGCCGCUGGGGAUGGCUGAAGCUUGGCAUGUUAUGUCCAUUCUCCGUUCACACGUAGUUGUCCACUUGUUCGGCCAGCCUGUUGCAAUCAUCCGCAGCGUUGCAGAUCGGGUAGACAACGUCGAGAAGAUCUUGGUUCUGGCUCAAGAUAUUCAUGAAACCGGAAUUGAGCUCCGAUGUGAAGUCUACAUCGCAAACAUCCACCGAAUCGAGGUUGAAACAUCGGUUCGACGGAUCAACGUGGACGAUGUGGAGACCCUGGGCGUCAAGGCCUACGACCGGCAAGGCAACGUUUUCUCAUCUCUGGAGGGCCUCGCGUUUCGGUGGCACAUUGGGGACGCCGCAGUGCUGCAGAGACCGAAGCUGGUCGACUCGGCCUUCAAGCUGAGUCCUGUUCGACGCGCUUUGGUGGAGGCUGGUGCCGAUCCGGACAUGGUACUCCUCCGUGGAGUUGCAACCGGGAGGACUACGGUGGGCGCCAACUUAACCGUUGUCGGCCUGAAGCAUGCUGUCAAUGUGAUCUCUCCGGACGUGCCCUUGACGGUGCUUGAGAACAUCGUAGUGUUGCCAUCACUGCUGCGGGCGCCUCCCAUGGCACAUCUGCAGCUUGAACUCAAGAUUCUGCGCGGCCCACGCCGCCCUCUUGAGGAGUUUCCAUCAGUGCCGCUGCCAGUGCCGCAUUUCAGCUGGCAAACGCAGGCGGUAGAAGGCAUGAGUGACCCCGCGUCAAGUGUUCCAGGUUUGGAAGUCUUGUACGUUCAGCCUCAGCUGGGCCGUGUGGUAACUCAGCGCAUUGGCUCGGGGAGGGUGCUGGCUGUGGACUCGCGAAUUGAGAACAACAGCGCGGCCUCCAUAGUUCAUGUCUCCGACCCUGCGUCACUUCGGUUCUCUACAGAGCCAUUGUGGCGAGGGCCUGGCCGGCCCAUCGAAGGUCGUGUGUCAGGAUGGCUGGGGACGCUCGAGGGCGGCUGGGAAGAUGCAGAACUGCAAGUAGCGCGCUCCGAUGCCGCGGGAGUCUCUUCAGCAGAGCCGCAGCUGCACCUUGUGCAGGGCAGGACAUACGCUCUCAAGCUGGAAUUGUUGGACAAUCAUUCGCGCCCGAUGCAGAUCCCUUUGAAUCUUCGAGCGCAUGCUCGAUGUGUGGAGGCGGAAGGAGCGCCGCUUCUGCAGCUCCUUCACCAGGCCUCCAAUUCUGCUGUGAUCAUAUUCCGUGCUGUGGAGCUGGGCGAGGGCAGCAUCGUCAUCGAGGAAUUGACUCUCCAAGCCGAUAGUGAAGACCAGGCCCGUGGUCUUAAGACGUUAGCGUUGAAGCUCAGAGCGAAGCAGGGCUUUCACGUGGCGCCGGAGCUACGACCAUUGGUGCCGAUUUCGGGGCCCAUGCUUCUGCCGAGGUGGCACUCCUACUUGCUGCAGGUUUCGGGAGGAAGCGGCCAGCAGGCAUUUACUCUGACCCAGUUGCAUCCAACGGGCGUUGCAAGUGUGUCUCCCGAAGGCCGCGUGCAGGCUUUCGGGCAGCUGGGCAAUGCUGAGCUCCGUGUUUCUGAUAUGAGGAACCCAGACAACAACUUCACCCUGCCAGUGUUGGUGAGACGUGCUGGCCACCUUCGACUCUUGCCUCGCUACUUGCAGAUUCGGUUGCCGCCGGGUCCCCCAGUGGAGGAGGUUGUGCGGGUGCAAGCACGGCCCGAGGAGGGGGAUGAUGCCGAUCUUUGCAAGCUUCUUCGAAAUUUGAGCUUCUGGAACUGCUCGGCACUCUUCCCAACGGACCAGCUUGUGCCAGAAGUCUCCAAUAAGACUGUGGCCUCUGUCUUGGCCACGUCUUCAGGCGAUUUUGCAACAUGCGCAGUGCUUCGUCUGAGGCCUCGUGCACCUGGGCGCUUUCAGCUCGUGGCGAGCGCACAGGAGGCCGAUGCACCUCGUUCGCUCACUUCAACAUCUCUGCCCUUCGAGGUUUACAAACCCCUGGAAUGGCGCUUGCUACGGCUAUCGGGACUUGCAAGCCCAGCCGAAGUACUAGCAGCAGCUGAAAGUAAUGAGACUGCUCCACUGGUCGUGGCACCCUGCUCUUCCAUCAGCCUGCGCAUUGCGGAGGGCCCGCUGGGCCUGACGGUUCCAGGACGUGAGACUUGGAACUUGACCGCUGGACCGCACAUCAGCGUGCAGCGCCUGACACCUCGCAGCUUUCAGGUGACCUGCACGCAAGUGAUGCCAGGACCUGUGCGGCUUAUUGGUGAAGUGUGGCAUGCGCCGGUGGAUUCAGCACAUGGGGAGAUUUUUGUGGACCGUGUAAUGCUGUGGCUCCGCUGCUCUGUGCCAGCGAGGGUGCAGGCGACAGCUGAGCUGGACGAUGUAGACAUUCUUUCGGUUGCAGAUGCGCAGAAGGAUCGAGGGAACGUACUUGGAGUCCAGCGUGGAAGAGACACUGCCUUCAGGGCGCGCUUUACUGAUGCUUUCGGAAGGACGAUCUUGAAUGCAUCUGAGUAUUGGCUCCGCUGGUCGCUCCUUCCCACCGGAAAGGAUGUGCUGUCCGUUCCGUUUCAGAAGGCGUGGCUGUCCGCCAGCAAAGAGGACCUUUCGAUGGCCUCUCUCGUUGUGCCGGGAGAUGCCACGGUAGGCGCCACAGCACGGCUGAAGCUGGAGGUGUCGCUGCCCCCCUCGAGCCUUUGCGCUUCGGCUGCCACGCUUGCUGCCUUGCCACUUCCCAGCGAUGAUCUGGGAGUGGUGGUUGCCCGGAAGCUGGAACUUCGCUGGCCGGGCCAUCCAGAGAAGCCACGGUUUGCUAUGUUCAAGAACCUAUCCAUCGUGCUGGAAGCGGGCUUUGGAACUGGUCGGGCUCACCUCGAAGUGCCAGAGGAGAUGUUUGAGGUCGUUGAAGCUUCAGAAAUCUGUGGUCAUGCUGAUGUGCAGCCAUGCAUUCCAGCGCUUUGGAUUGGGUCGCCAUGCAAUGUCACCAAAGCUGCAGUUCAACGAUGGUUUCUGAAACCACUCGCCCAAGGCUCUGCCUUUGUGCGUCUUUGGGAUCCCGACCUCCUGGGCGCGCAGCCGCAGCAGCUGGAGAUAACCGUCCGCGCGGCCAAGCAGCUAGAGCUGGGACUCCUCGGUCAGGACGCGCAGGCGGAGGUGACAGUUGUGCGCGGCGUGCUCUGGCAGCUGCGAGUCGACAUUCGAGAUGCGGAGGGCGAGGCUCUGGGCAUGGUGAACUGGGCGGCGUUGGAGCUCAAGCUUAGGAGCAGCGACCCAGGAGCUUUCGAGGUCCGGGAGAGCACCACAAGAUGCGGACAGCACGAGUGCAUUUGCCACACUCCCGGCAUUUAUCGCCUUUCAGCUGAGAUGCAGGACUUUCCAAGCGGGACCAUCUACUCACGCGUGCUCCACGUGCAUUGCCUGCCAGAAUUCGAUGUCGUCCUGAAGGACAUCGUCGUGAUGCCAGGUCAGGCCUUUGAGCUGACUUUCACCGGGGGCCCGCCCCGAAGCGAUGAGCGGACCACGUUCCGCUUCACGUCGAGCGAUUCGGCCGUUGCCAGCAUCGAUGAAGGCGAUGGCCUGGUUAUCGCUCGCAGUCCUGGCUCGGCGGAGCUCUCGGUACAGCUACUGGAGCGCAACACUCGCCGAGAGAUUGCGCGUGCAGGAGCGUAUGUGACAGUUGGCGUCCCGUGGAACGCGUCGAUUGGUGCCGUAGACUCCUUAUCAGGACACAGAGAAGGUGAGGGAGAUGAGGGAAUUCUGCGGCUCGGCACCCUGGAGCCGUUGAGGCUGCGGGCCCGACUCUGGUCAGGAGCUCUGGAGUUGACCCCCGUGUUGCUCGCUAUGGCCAGCAGCGAGGCAGCUCCUUCCUUCAGUGCCGAGAUCAGUCGGACAGUGUACAGGGCAGCGCAGGAGAUGAGGAAGCCUGUGGUGGAGGCCGUGGAGGCAGCCAGUGCAGCGGCACAGCGUUUGGCCAUGGAGGAAGGCCUCACCGGCCGCGACUCCGCUGGCGCUGGGGCUGCGCUUGGCCUUCGGUGUCAUUUCCGCUGGACUUCGGACAGCUCGGUCGUGCUGGAGCCCGUUGGCUUUGGCGCGCUGGCUGUGGAUGUGCGGAUUCCGCCGGCUGUGCCAUCAACAGCUGGACAACAGGAGGUAGACGUGAUGGUGCAGAUCACCUGUCCUUUGGGCUCAGGAGACGAGCAGCUGCAUCUUCAGGCGAAGCGUCUACUACCGGUGGUCCAGCCACUUGCGUUGCUGGCUCCCUCCACAGGUUUAUGGGCUGUGGUGGACAAUGUGGAUACUGCAUCCCUGCUGGUGCCGCCACACGCACGGCUCUUUUUGCACUUUAACCUUCCCCGAUCGCAGCUGAAGGUUGAUGUUGGGCAAGACCGGAUCAUUCAGUUGCUAGAGACCGGAGAGGUGGUCGAGCUUGAGACGGGGUCAGAAGAGGGCCAGUCCGCACUUCGUGUGCAAGCCGUUGACUCGCAGCUUCGCAUGCCACCGAUGCAAGUCUCAGUCUUCGUUCGCAAGGUUUUCGCGGCACGACUGGACGCAGUUCCUUCCCGGUUGCCGCUUGGCGCAACUGCCUUGUGCCCAUUUUUCCUGGUGGAUGCAGCUGGUCAGACAAUGACACUUCCCAGCAACUUCCAGGUGGAGGUGCUGUCCAGCCAUCCUGUGUUGAUGGCAGAGGUUCAUCGCUCCUCGAGAGGGACGUCGAUUUACUUGCGCCCACUGAGCGAGGGCUGCACACUCCUCAGUGCUGCUGCGCGAGUGCCAGAUGGAAGGCAGCUGCCUUCGGAUGUGGCGGAACUAUGCGUGGUUCGAGGGGCACUGGUGGGCCAAGGGCCGCUGCUUUUGCAGCCCGGUGCGCGGCUGAACUUGGACGCUGAAGAGCUGAGAGCCGCAGGCGGUGCAGCUGGUCGAGCUCCUUUAGCCUUCUCCCUCCGGAUUGCUGAAAUCGACGCUAGCAGGCCCCUCGAGGAAGCUGCUGGCCAGCUGGCAGAACAGGUUGCAACGGCGCUGGCAGCAGGCCUUCCAGAAGCCUUCGGAGCCAGUCGCACCCCGGAGACAGAGUACAGGAACAUUGAGACGCUCAAGAAGACACUUCAGGUUCGCAUGCUUCGCGCGCGAUGGUCCGUGAAGCAGGAGGCAGGAGAGACGCUCCUGGGAGCAGAAGUAGAUCUGGAGGUGUCUGCGCGCGAUCUUGCAAAGGCUGCUGGACGCAGUGCAGAGCUCGGCCUGCGGGACCUUGCGGAGGUCCUCUGGGCCUCCCAGGAGGAUGCUCCAUACAACACAUCGCUGCGGAUGCUGCGGCUGUUGGACUUUGGUUGGGGGGUGCGCGCUACUGGUGCUGAGGUGCCAGCAGCCUCGACGCGUUGUGGUGGCUGUUGCGUAAAAUUGAACUGCCGCAGUUGUUGCGAAGCAUCGACUGUCUGUGGCCUGCAGUCUGCAGAAGCAAUUGCAGGGUGGCAUUCGCUGCAACCACAUGUUGUUCAAGUGGAGGGUCCAAGAGUUGCAGGGCUGGCGCGAGAGCCAGGAGUGGCUACGCUGCGAUACUGCGAUGGCAUCGUCACCGCCGAUAUCCAGGUCACCGUUGCCCAUGCUGGCCGGCUGGUAGUUCAUUCUGCACCGGAGGGUGGACCUUCGCCGAUACUAGCUGCGAGGAAAAUCUUUUCCAAUGAGGCCAACUCAGAGCCGAUACAAGUCAAGUUCCUUGCUUUUCAGGAUGGCCCUUCCCAGCUGGAGAAUCAGUUCCUGUCCGGCCCGUUCUUGGUGCAGAACUUUCGCCUCCAGUGCGAGCCAACCCAGGCAGCAAUGCUGGAGUUCUUCACCUUCCAGGCACUCGGUGAUGCAUGUGUGCUUACCGCCAGAGAGCCUUCGGCGACAGCAUUACAGAGGUUGGCUCCGACUCGCCUGGGCCUUGCAGCCUCCCUGCCUGGAAAUGUCGGUGGAGGUGCUGUCCUCGAAUGGGUCUUCACACCACAGUUUCGCAUCCUCCAGGCAGGGCAGAUCGUGGAAGAUGGAGAGGUGUGCUCAACUCUGAGCACUUCCAGUCCGCAAUCCACUGUCACAAUCUGGACCGGCGGCCAUGCCAUCCAGGCAGACCUCGCCCCGAUCCGAAAUCCACGGCGGGGCAACAUCUCCAUUCAGGUUCGCCAGUCGUACCAAGAGCCAUUGGUAGCCCUGCAUCUCUUCUGGCACGGUGCGGUGGAGUGGGGAAGUGUCGAGGAGGUGCAGCUCACGGUCUGGUGCCCAGCGACGACUCAGGCUAACAAUUUCCGAGUUCGCAUUGAGCCGACGAAGAAGGUGGAGUGCCUACAAGCGGAUGACAGGUCAACCUUCGAGCUGUGCUUGUUGAUUCUAGCCAUCGCAGCGAUACUUUGGUUGCUAGCCAGGUCUUGCUUCAGACCAUCACCGGCGGAGGGACAUGGAGCAUUUCAAAGUGUUAGCGCAGGGCCAGUGUUCAGCGGCGAUCCCUGGGCCGGCCCUCGUGCAGUCUCGCCGUUUCAAGCAUUAGGCUGA